AUGCUGCUGGAUGUGGCCCGGAUGCUGGCCGCCUCUGUUGGCUUCUGCAUCUCAUCAUCGCGAGAACUGGAAGCCCUUGUCCAGUCCAAGGCGCCGUCUGCCGAAGUUGCGCGCAAGCUCCGCAAACUCGCAGAGCGUGAUGCACAAAGACUGCAGGCGUUCACCGAUGCAGCGAGAGCCCCGACAGGACCCUGGUGGUUGUUGGCCAACCUUGGCAUGAGUGCAGGGCUCCUGCUUCUGAGUCCCUUGCCCUUUGGCAAGGGGCUCGUGUUGUUUCUAGUAUUUCUCAAUGCGCUGACUGUCAUCUGCAAGACAUACGGGAGCACGUACCGCAACCUCUCUUGGACAAGUCUCGGGGUGUACCUGACGACGCAGAUCCAAUUGGCCUUGGGUGCGUUUUGCUGUUGCUUUCCACUGCUUCUCAUGAACUUUCCCUUCUGGCUGCUGAUCGGAGUUCUGGUCAAAGCAUUGGCCAAUGCGGCCAAGGCGGCCUCAUUUUUUCAAGCGGCGGUCCAGCCCUUGCCAGUUGCUGCCCUGGAUUUCCUGAGCACUGCGGCCGCAUUUUCUUGGUUUCUUUGGAAGACUGCCCUGCUGACGGAGGUCUUGGUCAACCAUGCCUACUACCGUGAAGCUCUCGCAAAGCGGCGUGCCGCGGAUGUGGCGGCCCCAAGCUUGGCUUUCCACGUGGUGGACAGCUUCUACGGGUUCUCCUAUUCCAUUGUGGGCUUCUGGCUGGGAAACGCUGCGCUGCGUGGCUGCGCUCAGGCCAGGCACUCGGAGAAACGGUAA
This is a messenger RNA of Symbiodinium natans, 789 nucleotides long. The record is from the annotation of a GenBank genome assembly. NCBI's taxonomy places the organism in Eukaryota, Dinophyceae, Suessiales, Symbiodiniaceae.